CCUGCAAAGAAAAAAGAAAUACUAAAUAUAUGUAGGAAUAUUAAAAGAUGAUGAUCGGAGAGAAAUAUUAUAGUAAUCAGACGGUCCAUGUUGCUCCCUGGCCUUAUAGAGAUGAUCUGACGGUUGAUGUUCACUCUGCUCUCACCUCUAACGGAAAUGCCAACUCUAACGAUGACUUCUCGUCUUUACAAAACGAUGCCGCUCUUAAGGCGCUUAUGCGUUACCUGCCGUCCAACUCCAACGACGUCGUCUUCGAGUCCGACAACGAGAGGGACGUUGACCUUCCGGUGGGCGCGUACUCGUCGGAUAAUUUCCGCAUGUACGAUUUUAAGGUGAGGAGGUGCGCACGUGGGAGGUCACAUGACUGGACUGAGUGUCCGUACGCUCAUCCCGGAGAGAAGGCCCGCCGGAGGGACCCGCGGAAGUUUCAUUAUUCCGGCACGGCUUGCCCGGAGUUCCGGAAGGGGAGUUGCCGGAAGGGCGACGCGUGUGAGUACGCGCACGGCGUAUUUGAGUGCUGGCUCCACCCGGCUCGCUAUCGUACGCAGCCGUGUAAAGAUGGGCUUAGCUGCCGGAGACGGGUCUGCUUCUUCGCCCACGCGCCGGAACAGCUCCGAGUUCUGAGUCCUCGGGCCGAGUCGCCUCACUGGUAUAACUCCUACGAUGGCUCCUGUGAAUCGGGCUCGCCGCCGACCGAGUCGCCUCCCUUGUCUCCGUCAGUUAACUCACUGAGCCGCUCGCACGGGUCGAACUCGGUAAACGGGUUAGUAGCCUCUAUGCGCCAAAUACAGCUAAACAAGGUCAACUCAAUGCCCUCGUCGUGGAAAGCGCAAAUAGGAUCGCCUAGACUCGGGUCUACAAGAGCCCGACCCGGUUUCUGCAGCUUGCCAGCAACCCCGACCCAGAGUGUCGGGCGACCCGGGUCGUGCUACUUUGAUCUAUGGGAGAGGGGUUUGGGUAAGGAAGAGGCACCUAUGGAGAGGGUGGAGUCUGGGAGGGACCUUAGGGCAAAGAUGUUUGAAAGAAUUGGCAAGGAAAAUCCCUUGGACGGGGAGAACCCGAGUCCGAACCCAUAUCCGACCCAAGCUGAUGCCCCGAAUCCUGAUUUCGGGUGGGUGUCGGACCUGGUCCAGUAAACUCUCAACUGUGAAUUCAUUGUUUAUAACUUUCUUAACCAUUGGAUUUGAGCAAUGGAGUUUCUAUUUUAACCCCUCUCAUUUUUCUCCCUAUUAAAAAAUAUUCUGAGAGGAGUUUUCGGACAAUCAAAAAAGUUAUUUAUCAUUGUAAUAUUAUAGCUACAUCGAGGUUGUAUUGAUUGAAUGAUGUUUUAUUUUCUUUUUUGGAGUGUAAAUAUUAUUAGUUGGAUAUAUGUUCAUUAUGCUAUGAUGUUAUGAAAUAUUACUUAUGUUUCCCUACUC
This is a messenger RNA of Ipomoea triloba (trilobed morning glory), 1418 nucleotides long. RefSeq names its product zinc finger CCCH domain-containing protein 20-like. Lineage: Eukaryota; Viridiplantae; Streptophyta; Magnoliopsida; Solanales; Convolvulaceae. The transcript has a single exon. Bases 48 to 1136 code for a protein of 362 amino acids. Gene Ontology annotation, molecular function: metal ion binding. The record is from RefSeq and is a predicted model, not a curated record.